AUGAUGAAGAUUUACGCCAUCUUGCUUCUGUUGGUUGCAAAUGCUUCAACAUCAACCACAGAUGCUUCCACAACCACAGCUGGAGACACAUCAACAACACCUGAACCAACAACAACAACAACUGAGUCAACAACUAUCACAAGUGAACUAACAUCGCCUACAACUUCCCCAACAACUGGAGCUAUAGCAACCACAGCUGAAUUAACAACUAGCCCAAGUGGAGCAACAGCAACCACAGCUGAGUCAACAACAACCACAAAUGGAGCUACAUCAACUACAGCUGCUCCAACAAGUACAACAACUGAAGCAACAUCAACCACAGCAGAAUCAUCAACUUCCGCAACUGGUGCAACAUCAACUACAGCUGCUCCGACAACUACCACAACUGAAGCAACAUCAACUACAGCUGUUCCAACAACUACCACAACUGAAGCAACAUCGACCACAGCAGAAUCAUCAACUUCUGCAACUGGUGCAACAUCUACCACAGCUGAGUCAACAACUUCCACUAGUGAAGCAACAUCAACUACAGCUGCUCCAACAACUACCACUAGUGAAGCAACAUCAACUACAGCUGUUCCAACAACUACCACAACUGAAGCAACAUCGACCACAGCAGAAUCAUCAACUUCCGCAACUGGUGCAACAUCUACCACAGCUGAGUCAUCAACUACCACUAGUGAAGGAACAUCAACCACAGCAGAAUCAUCAAUUUCCGCAACUGGUGCAACAUCAACCACAGCUGCCCAAUUAACUACCACAAGUGAAGCAACAUCAACUACAGCUGAAUCAACCACAUCCGCAACUGGUGCAACAUCUACCACAGCUGAGUCAACAACUUCCACAAGUGAAGCAACAUCAACUACAGCUGCUCCAACAAUUACCACAACUGAAGCAACAUCAACCACUGCUGAAUCAACAACUACCACAAAUGGAGCUACAUCAACCACAGCUGAGUCAACAACUGGAGCAACAUCAGCCACAGCUGAAUCAACAACUAUCACAAGUGGAGCAACAGCAACCACAGCUGAAUCAACAACUAUCACAACUGGAGCAACAUCAGCCACAGCUGAAUCAACAACUGGAGCAACAUCAACCACUCCUGAAUCAACAACUAUCACAAGUGGAGCAACAUCAGCCACAGCUGACUCAACAACUAUCACAAGUGGAGCAACAUCAGCUGCAGCUGAAUCAAUAACUAUCACAAGUGGAGCAACAGCAACCACAGCUGAAUCAACAACUAUCACAAGUGGAGCAACAGCAACCACAGCUGAAUCAACAACUAUCACAAGUGGAGCAACAUCAGCCAUAACUUCCCCAACAACUGGAGGAACAUCAGCAACAACUUCCCCAACGACUGGAGCAACAUCAGCCACAGCUGAAUCAACAACUAUCCCAAGUGAAGCAACAUCAGCAACAACUUCCCCAACAACUGUAGCAACAUCAGCCACAGCUGAAUCAACAACUAUCACAAGUGGAGCAACAGCAACCACAGCUGAAUCAACAACUAUCACAAGUGGAGCAACAUCAGCCACAACUCCCCCAACAACUGGAGCAACAUCAGCCACGGCUGAAUCAACAACUAUCACAAGUGGAGCAACAGCAACAACACCUGAGUCAACAACUAUCACAAGUGGAGCAACAGCAACCACAGCUGAAUCAACAACUAUCACAAGUGGAGCAACAGCAACCACAGCUGAAUCAACAACUAUCACAAGUGGAGCAACAUCAGCAACAACCUCCCCAACAAGUGGAGCAACAUCAGCCACAGCUGAAUCAACAACUAUCACAAGUGAAGCAACAUCAGCAACAACUUCCCCAACAACUGGAGCAACAUCAGCCACAGCUGAAUCAACAACUAUCACAAGUGGAGCAACAUCAGCAACCACAGCUGAAUCAACAACUAUCACAAGUGGAGCAACAUCAGCCACAACUCCCCCAACAACUGGAGCAACAUCAGCCACAGCUGAAUCAACAACUAUCACAAGUGGAGCAACAGCAACAACACCUGAGUCAACAACUAUCACAAGUGGAGCAACAGCAACCACAGCUGAAUCAACAACUAUCACAAGUGGAGCAACAGCAACCACAGCUGAAUCAACAACUAUCACAAGUGGAGCAACAUCAGCAACAACCUCCCCAACAAGUGGAGCAACAUCAGCCACAGCUGAAUCAACAACUAUCCCAAGUGAAGCAACAUCAGCAACAACUUCCCCAACAACUGGAGCAACAUCAGCCACAACUGAAUCAACAACUAUCACAAGUGGAGCAACAGCAACCACAGCUGAGUCAACAACUAUCACAAGUGGAGCAACAUCAGCCACAGCUGAAUCAACAACUAUCACAAGUGGAGCAACAGCAACCACAGCUGAAUCAACAACUAUCACAAGUGGAGGAACAGCAACCACUGCUGAAUCAACAACUAUCACAAGUGGAGCAACAGCAACCACAGCUGAAUCAACAACUAUCACAAGUGGAGCAACAUCAGCCACUGCUGAAUCAACAACUAUCACAAGUGGAGCAACAGCAACCACAACUCCCCCAACAACUGGAGCAACAUCAGCCACAGCUGAAUCAACAACUAUCACAAGUGGAGCAACAUCAGCCACAACUCCCCCAACAACUGGAGCAACAUCAGCCACAGCUGAAUCAACAACUAUCACAAGUGGACCAACAUCAGCAACAACUUCCCCAACAAGUGGAGCAGCAUCAGCCACAGCUGAAUCAACAACUAUCCCAAGUGGAGCAACAUCAGCAACAACUUCCCCAACAACUGGAGCAACAUCAGCCACAGCUGAAUCAACAACUAUCACAAGUGGAGCAACAUCGCCUACAACUUCCCCAACAACUGGAGCAACAUCAGCCACAGCUGAAUCAACAACUAUCACAAGUGGAGGAACAGCAACCACUGCUGAAUCAAUAACUAUCACAAGUGGAGCAACAUCAGCCACUGCUGAAUCAACAACUAUCACAAGUGGAGCAACAUCAGCCACAGCUGAAUCAACAACUAUCACAAGUGGAGGAACAGCAACCACUGCUGAAUCAACAACUAUCACAAGUGGAGCAACAUCAGCCACAGCUGAAUCAACAACUAUCACAAGUGGAGCAACAUCAGCCACUGCUGAAUCAACAACUAUCACAAGUGGAGCAACAGCAACCACAGCUGAAUCAACAACUAUCACAACUGGAGCAACAUCAGCCACAGCUGAAUCAACAACUAUCACAAGUGGACCAACAUCAGCAACAACUUCCCCAACAAGUGGAGCAGCAUCAGCCACAGCUGAAUCAACAACUGUCACAAGUGGAGCAACAUCAGCCACAUCUUCCCCAGCAACUGGAGCAACAUCAGCCUCUGCUGAAUCAACAACUAUCACAAGUGGACCAACAUCAGCAACAACUUCCCCAACAAGUGGAGCAGCAUCAGCCACAGCUGAAUCAACAACUAUCACAAGUGGAGCAACAUCAGCCACAAUCUCCCCAGCAACUGGAGCAGCAUCAGCCAUAGUUGAAUCAACAACUAUCACAAGUGGAGCAACAUCAGCAACAACCUCCCCAACAAGUGGACCAACAUCAGCAACAACUUCCCCAACAAGUGGAGCAGCAUCAGCCACAGCUGAAUCAACAACUGUCACAAGUGGAGCAACAUCAGCCACAUCUUCCCCAGCAACUGGAGCAACAUCAGCCUCUGCUGAAUCAACAACUAUCACAAGUGGAGCAACAUCAGCCACAGCUGAAUCAACAACUAUCACAAGUGGAGCAACAUCAGCCACAAUCUCCCCAGCAACUGGAGCAGCAUCAGCCAUAGUUGAAUCAACAACUAUCACAAGUGGAGCAACAUCAGCAACAACCUCCCCAACAAGUGGAGCAACAUCAGCCACAUCUUCCCCAACAACUGGAGCAACAUCAGCCACAGCUGAAUCAACAACUAUCACAAGUGAAGCAACAUCAGCAACAACUUCCCCAACAACUGGAGCAACAUCAGCAACCACAGCUGUUCCAAUAACUACCACUACUGGAGCAACAUCAACCAAAACAACUUCUGCGAACACAAAUGCAGCUGGAACAAGCGCAUCUACAGCAACAUCAACCGUAUCUUCCCAAACAGCUGCACCUGCUCUUUCAACAACAGCCACAACUUCUUCAGUGACAACCACAGCUUCCCCCAAAACAACCACAGCUGGAGCAUUAUUAACCACAAUUGCCCAAACAUCUACUACAUCUCCUCCAACUACACAACCAACUACAACUUCUUCAUCAACAACUACGGUUGCUCCAACAACUACAGGAGGAUCUCAUCAAACAACCAUAGCCUCCUCAGCAGUAAUUAACCAAACAAGCUUCCUCUUGUUCACAGCAGUUAUUACAAUUACUCUGUGGAAGUAAGAACUGGACUUUCAUCUUUUCCACACUGUAGUUUAUAAAAAAAGACUUAAAAAUCUAAACUAAUUUAUAACUAUUUAUUAUCUUUGUAAGUUUGUUUUACAUGUUUGUUUGGGCUUAUUUAAAAUGCUAUUCUCAAUGCAGUAUUUAAUGCUUAUGCUUCAUACAGACUUUCUGCAUGUUCUUUUGAUAAAAAAAAACUGUACAAUCAACUUUCUAAAAUUCCUUGAAUUGUUUAUACAGAACUAAAUGAUCCAGUGAGCAGACACAAAAUAUGAGCAGCUUUACUUAUGUCAAAGAUAUUUAAAACCCAAAUGUUUUCAAA
Melanotaenia boesemani (Boeseman's rainbowfish) is the source of this 4705-nucleotide messenger RNA. Its product is annotated as mucin-19-like. The transcript has 2 exons. The record is from RefSeq and is a predicted model, not a curated record. The coding region runs from base 1 to 4383 and encodes 1460 amino acids. NCBI's taxonomy places the organism in Eukaryota, Metazoa, Chordata, Actinopteri, Atheriniformes, Melanotaeniidae.